Cooperia oncophora is the source of this 366-nucleotide messenger RNA. The record is from the annotation of a GenBank genome assembly. Lineage: Eukaryota; Metazoa; Nematoda; Chromadorea; Rhabditida; Trichostrongylidae.
AUGAACUUGGCAUACAAUAAAAAUGCGCUCGUUCCUCUGUUCGCUCUACGCUCUGCUAUAGGGUUGACCAUGAUUUCUCGCAGUGCAGGUCGCCACCUAUUCGACGAGGUUGUGGAAGACAUAGAACUUAUAUGUGACUGGAUGCAGUUUGAAGUGAUAUUCUGCAAGCCAUGUGAAGAUCUGAGAGCGGUGAUAGCGAUCGCUCUUGGUAGAGGCGGUGUGAGCCAUGUUCAACAUGGAGAGUUGAGAAUGCAUGGUGAUGAGGAAGACGUCUUUGCUGGUGGCGACGAACCUCAGCUCCAGGUUCGUCGUACAAGUUCUGCUUUCUUUUUCGUAAUUUUACACUUACACGUAAUUUACACUUCA